Molecule: messenger RNA, 3605 nt
Organism: Varanus komodoensis (Komodo dragon)
Lineage: Eukaryota; Metazoa; Chordata; Lepidosauria; Squamata; Varanidae
Gene: TBX2
Product: T-box transcription factor 2
Exons: 7
Coding region: 1-2088 (695 amino acids)
Biological process (GO): regulation of transcription by RNA polymerase II; cell fate specification; positive regulation of DNA-templated transcription
Cellular component (GO): nucleus
Molecular function (GO): DNA-binding transcription factor activity, RNA polymerase II-specific; RNA polymerase II cis-regulatory region sequence-specific DNA binding
Source: RefSeq, a predicted model, not a curated record
AUGAGAGACCCAGCCUUCCCGGGGCUCGCGAUGGCUUACCACCCGUUCCACGCUCCCAGGCCGUCCGACUUCCCCAUGUCCGCCUUCCUCGCCGCCGCGCAGCCCUCCUUCUUCCCGGCGCUCGCCCUGCCGCCGGCCGCGCUGGGGAAGCCUCUGCCGGACCCCAGCCUGGCCGGGGCCGCCGAGGCGAGCCUGCACGUCUCGGCCCUGGGGCACCACCACCCCGCGGCGCAUCUGCGCUCGCUGAAGAGCCUCGAGCCGGAGGAGGACGUGGAGGACGACCCGAAAGUCACCCUGGAAGCCAAGGAGCUCUGGGACCAGUUCCACAAGCUGGGCACCGAGAUGGUGAUCACCAAGUCGGGAAGGCGGAUGUUCCCCCCUUUUAAAGUGCGGGUGAGUGGCCUAGACAAAAAGGCCAAGUACAUUUUAUUAAUGGAUAUUGUGGCUGCCGAUGAUUGUCGCUACAAGUUUCACAACUCGCGCUGGAUGGUGGCCGGAAAGGCGGACCCGGAGAUGCCCAAGCGCAUGUACAUCCACCCGGACAGCCCCGCCACGGGAGAGCAGUGGAUGGCCAAACCCGUGGCUUUCCACAAACUCAAGCUCACCAACAACAUCUCGGAUAAGCACGGCUUUACCAUCCUUAAUUCGAUGCACAAAUAUCAGCCGAGAUUCCAUAUAGUCCGAGCGAAUGACAUUCUCAAGUUACCCUACAGCACUUUCCGAACUUAUGUGUUCCCUGAAACAGACUUUAUAGCAGUAACUGCUUACCAAAACGACAAGAUCACACAACUGAAAAUAGAUAACAACCCAUUUGCAAAAGGAUUUCGUGAUACCGGCAAUGGAAGGCGAGAGAAAAGGAAACAGCUUACGCUGCCCUCGCUUCGGAUGUACGACGAGCAGUGCAAGCCGGAUCGAGACGGGGGCGAGUCGGAUGCUUCCUCGUGCGAACCGGCCCCCGUGCGGGACUCGCUGCGCUCCCCCUUGGGCACGGCCCCGAGUCCCUUGAGGCUGCAUCGCGGCAACAGAGAAGACAAAGGUAGUGACCAAGAACUAGAAAAGCUCCCGGAAGGGAAGAGGCCCAGUCCCAGCCUGGGGAACUGCAGCCCUCGCAGCAAUGGCAGCUCCUGCUUGCAAGGAGACGAGGCCGGGAAGGAGAGGAGCGGCAAAGCCAGCGAGACCUCCAAGGACAGCUUGGAGGGGGUCAUUUUCAACCCGCUGGGCUUGGAGAAGGACAAACAGGAGGGCCGGAGGAAAGAGCUGCCGCUGCCGCACGAGGGCUCCAAGAAGGAGGCCCAGGGCGACUCCACGCCGCUGGGGGGCAGCAAGGAGGCCUUCACCCCGCUGAUGGUACAGACGGACAGCCCCCCGCACCUGAGCGCCGGGCACCUCCAGAGCCUGGCCCUCUCGGGCCUCCACGGCCAGCAGUUCUUCAACCCGCUGAGCGCCGGGCAGCCGUUCUUCAUCCACCCGGGACAGUUUGCCAUGGCCCCCGGGGCCUUCUCCGCCAUGGGCAUGGGACACUUGCUGGCGUCCGUGGCCAGCAGCAGCGGUCUGGAAAACGGGGGGCUCCCGGCCACGCAGGGGACUCCCGGUGCAGCCGCCCCCUUCCCCUUCCACCUCUCCCAGCACAUGUUGGCUUCUCAGGGAAUCCCGGUGCCCACCUUUGGCGGACUCUUCCCUUACCCGUACACUUACAUGGCAGCGGCCGCCGCCGCCGCGUCCGCGAUACCAGCAACGAGCACGGCCUCCAGCUCCUUGUCCCGGAACCCCUUCCUGAGCAACGCCCGUCCUCGCCUGCGGUUCAGCCCUUACCAGAUCCCGGUCGCCAUCCCACCCAGCACCAACCUCCUCACCACCAGCCUGCCCGCCGGCUUGAACACCAGUUCAGAAGGCUCCAAGCCCGGGAGCAGCAGGGAGUCGAGCCCCCUCUCGGACCACCCCGUCCACAAGCCCAGUGGCCAGAGGGCGUCGUUGUCCCCCAAGGGCUCCUUAAAGGAUUCCAUCAAUGAACUUCAGAACAUCCAAAGACUAGUUAGUGGCUUGGAAAGCCAGCGAGACGUCUCCCCUAGCCGGGAGUCCCCCAAGUGACUGGCCACCGAGGCGGCUCCUUCGGACGGGAUGAUGUGUACAGCACAGUGUAUUUAUUUUAUAGCGAGGUGGAGUGGGAUUUUAAGAGCGGGCGGGGAGAACGAGGAACAGAGACGGCCGAGUGGGAGGUCCCACCACCUCCGCUGGAUCGCCAAGGGGAGCGUGUUACGAUCCAGCGGUAUAACUGGGUGGGACGAAGCCGAGAUCCAUCCAGCGCUGGUCCCACGUUCUGGGAUUCAACCUUUCCUUGCCACCGGCCUCCAGAUACACCCGGCCUUCGCUCUGGAGAUUUCACAGCAAAGGUCCCGAAUUCUUCUUGUCUCCUACUUUGGCUGAGACCAGAUUGCGGUCUGAACAAGACUACCUAUAUUAUAUUACCACAUUUAUGGAGGGUCCCGGAGGGCGUCGUGUUGGAUGGAUGCUUAAAGGGCACUCGCUUCUAACUGUUUCAAUUUCUGAAUCACUGUUGGAAAGGCAUUUGGCUUUUUUUCAUGGUUUAUUGGAACAAACUCUCGAAUCAGACACUGCUUUGGGUCCUGUUAUCUAAAGCAAGAAAGUGGGAGAAAGUUUUUUUUAAAAACAACAAAUUCUAGCAGAACGAACAUGGAAGGUUCGUGCGAGACAAUGCAGAUGAGAGAAGCAAAACUUUUCAAGCUGUUACCCAUUUACCCGUCAUUCUUGAAGGGCCAUAAGAUACUGACACAAAACAACAAACCCAAAAUUUCAGAAUUGGUACAAUCCACGUGACUUUCUCUUUCUUUCUCUUUUCGGACUCUCCCUGUGUACCAGGAAAAAAAAUUAAAAAGGAAAAAGAAACCUAAUAUUUAUGGAAUAAAUGGUAAUUUCUGUAAAUAAGCUAUACAAAUCCCAAAAUAUGCAAAAAUUUGUAUUAAUUUAUUUAGAGUUGUACAUUGGAGUGUACAUAAUUAGAGUUUAACUCAUCACAUUUAAUUGUUCUUUUUUCAUUUUAUGUGAACAUACCUAUUGUAAAUGAAGACCUAUUUAGCUCUUUGUGAAUGAAAGAAAAUAUUGGUUUUCUUUUGACUUUUUGUGGCUGAACAAAAAAAAAAAAAAUGUUUACCCUGCUUGUCCGAAGACAAUCAUGUGCCAUCAGGACCACUUUUAGGAAAUGAAGAAAAAGGGGUUGAAAACCUUUUUUAAAUCCUUUUCAAAGGGACUUUAGAGGGGACACCCCCUCCUAAUAUAUAAUCAUUCAAAUAGCGAUGCAACACUGAGAGAAUGGAUGAAACAACACAAUCUCUUUUAUACUGCAGGGUAUAAUAAAAAAAAUUAUGCAGGAAUAAACCUCAGGUUUUUAUUUUUCACUCCAGAACAACCAAGGGGGGCAGAAAGCCCCACCACAAACAUUUAAAAAUAUACUAAAAUUUAAAAUAUCACCUCGACAGUGUGCUAUAUAUUGUUUUAAUUUUUUUUUAAAGAGAGAUGAUUAGAAAUGUGCCGGUUAUUCGGGUAUCUAUCUGUUCCAUUUUUUUGAUGAGUCCUUUCAAUAAAAAAUA